CGAAGGCUGAGACAGGCAAGGUAGGUCGAUGGGCUCUGUUCCUCCAGCAGCAGUACGACUUAAAGUUCAGUUCCAUCCCGGGAGACAACAACUACGUCGACGAUGCCCUGUCUAGGCUCCAGGACGACGAGGACCAUGAUCGGGAUCUCGAUGCUACGCACAUCGGUAAUCGACCGUUUGCAGUCCACUUCGCCGAGGUCAGCCAGAACCUAUUCCAGCUACCGUCACGUAACGAGGUCCUUGUGAAGGACGACGACAUCCCCGUGGAUGAGUUGCAAAACCUCGAGAGAAGACGGCCUAAGAACGGUGCAUAG
This is a messenger RNA of Gregarina niphandrodes, 314 nucleotides long. RefSeq lists its product as hypothetical. The transcript has a single exon. The record is from RefSeq and is a predicted model, not a curated record. The annotation marks the transcript as partial. NCBI's taxonomy places the organism in Eukaryota, Apicomplexa, Conoidasida, Eugregarinorida, Gregarinidae.